AUGGCAACAGAAUCCUCUACGUCUACUACUACUUCUCCUCUCAAGACUCGCUUCUCCGUCAAAAACGGUGUACGUAAACACAUGCUUGAAGAGGAGAUCACCAAAUGCAAACAGAACGGCCAAUCUGUUCUCGAGUAUUAUGGACGUCUCACCAAGCUUUGGGAAGAGGUUCAGAGUCUCAAAACCUCUGUUUCCUGCACCUGUUCUGCCGCUGCAUUCAUGGAGAAAGAACGUGAAGAUGCUCGUGUUCACAGCCGAGAAAUCGCUUCUCCCUCAAAGGAAUCUGGAGAGAAGAUGAGAAGCAAGAAAGCGGCAAAGAAGGAAGCCGCGAAACUGUGCCGCAAACAAGAACAAGAAACCCUAAACCGCAAGACUGCUUCUCUAUCCCUGGAAGAUGAAUCGUAUUAUUCCGAGAACUACGGUGACGUGACUUUCACCGAGUUAAACUCGACGGCGGCCGGUAAAUGGAGAGAGGCUACUGAAGGAAAGAAGAUGACCGAAGUGAGGGAUUUGGUGGAAGAGAUGGUUGGAACAGAGGUUCUGAUCAGAGGACGAUUAGAAACGUAUCGCCAUAAAUCUAGCAAACUAGGGUUUAUGAUGUUGAGGCAAAAUGGAUUCAAGGUCCAAUGUGUGGCUACACAAUCAGAGGAGACCAAAGUGAGCGUCAACAUGAUUAAAUUCCUCAAGCAGCUUAGCAGCGAGUCCUUUGUCGAUGUCAUCGGUGUUGUCGUGCUCCCCAAGGAACCUGUUAAAGCAUCCACGCAGAAGGUCGAGAUUCAAGUGAGAAAAGCCUACUGCCUCAACAAUGGCUUUCCACAGUUACCACUUCUCGUGGAGAAUGCUGCAAGAAGUGAAGCAGAUUUAAAGGCUGGAAAAGCUGGUGCUGAUCAGUAUACACGUUUGAAUAAUAGAGUGAUCGACCUCAGGACACCGGCUAAUCAAGCCAUUUUCCGCAUUGAGGGUCAUGUCUUUUUUGCGUUCAUAGAGUUUUUAAUAUCCAAGAGGUUUGUUCCAAUCUUCACACCGAAACUGAUCGCUGGUAGUAGCGAAGGUGGUUCUGCUGUGUUUAAGUUGGACUACUUUGGACAGCCUGCUUGUCUGGCUCAGUCUCCUCAGCUUCAUAAGCAGAUGGCAAUAUGUGGAGACUUUGGACGCGUCUUUGUGGUUGGUUCUGUUUUCAGAGCAGAAGACUCCUUCACUCAUAGACACCCUAUGAAGCACGGACACCUGUGUGAAUUCGUUGGUCUUGAUGUGGAGAUGGAGAUUCAAAUGCACUAUUCUGAGAUUAUGGAUCUUGUUGACGAGCUGUUUGUCUUCAUAUUCACUAAAUUGAACGAGAGGGGCAAUGAGGAACUAGAAGCUGUCAGAGAGCAAUACCCAUUUGAACCUUUGAAGUUUCUUCCAAAAACAUUGAGGCUAACUUUUGCAGAAGGGAUUCAAAUGCUUAAGGAUGCUGGUGUGGAGGUUGAUCCUCUUGGAGAUCUAAAUACAGAAACUGAGAGAAAGCUUGGCCAGCUCGUUUUAGAAAAGUACAACACAGAGUUCUACAUGCUGCAUCGCUUCCCUGCUGCAGUUAGGCCAUUCUACACUAUGCCAUGUGGAGACGAUCCUCGCUACAGCAACUCAUUUGAUGUCUUCUUAAGAGGUGAGGAGAUCAUAUCAGGAGCCCAACGUAUUCAUAUCCUAGAAUUCUUGGAGGAACGAGCAGGAGAAUGUGGCAUUGAUCUGAAGACGUUAGAAACAUACAUCGAUGCAUUUAGGUACGGUGCACCUCCUCACGGUGGAUUCGGAGUUGGGCUGGAGCGAGUCGUAAUGCUCUUUUGUGCCCUCAAUAACAUCCGCAAAACAUCGCUUUUCCCUCGUGACCCUCAAAGGCUCGCUCCCUAA
This is a messenger RNA of Eutrema salsugineum, 1887 nucleotides long. Its product is annotated as aspartate--tRNA ligase 2, cytoplasmic. Gene Ontology annotation, biological process: aspartyl-tRNA aminoacylation. The coding region runs from base 1 to 1887 and encodes 628 amino acids. Gene Ontology annotation, cellular component: cytoplasm; cytosol; aminoacyl-tRNA synthetase multienzyme complex. The record is from RefSeq and is a predicted model, not a curated record. Lineage: Eukaryota; Viridiplantae; Streptophyta; Magnoliopsida; Brassicales; Brassicaceae. Gene Ontology annotation, molecular function: ATP binding; aspartate-tRNA ligase activity; RNA binding. The transcript has 4 exons.